UUUGCCAAAUCAGACUCCUGGGCUCCAGGCAAUUGUCGGGGGUGGUGACCGGCCGCUUCUGAGAAAGCCAUUGGCUCCUCCAGGAGGUCUCCCACUUUAAAGCCGCGGGGGGGGCCGGGUGGAAGCCCAGUGAGCAGGUAUGAGUCCGGCCGCUUUCCAACUCUGGAGGGAUUAUUUCCAGCUGGCCAAAUUGGUGGAAGGGAUGAACCGAUACGGCCCCUCCGAAGAAGAGCCCGGACCUCAGGCGGCGGAAUUGUCCCCGGAGCAGCAGCCGGAGCGCCAACUUUUCCCGCGGCAGCAGGAGCAGCGGCGGAGGCAACGGCAGCGGCAGCAGCAGCAGCAGCAGCUCCAGCAGCUCGUGGACAAGCCUCCCUCGGCCGCGCGUGGGUGGGAUGGGCUCAGUUGUUCUUUCUGCAAGCAGAACGGGGAGUCGCGGUCCAUCUACACCUCGCAUCGGCUGAAGGACGAAGCCGGCCUCGUGCAGUGCCCUAUUUUGAGAAAAUACAAGUGUCCUCAGUGCGGAGCGUCGGAGGAUUUUGCACACACGAGGAGGUUUUGCCCUUUAACCAAGCAGGGUUACACCUCUGUCUACACAAGCUGCAUGAGGAACUCUGCUGGGAAGAGGAAAAAAAAGGCAAGUCGUCGAAAGCGCGAGCCGUCGUUGUUUCCUCCCUCGAUAUAUACUUUAUAUAUUAAAAAAAAUCCUUUCCCCCCAUCCCAGAUUUGAAAGCCACCGAAAGGGAUGGGCUGCGGCUCUUAAUCGGUGUCAUAAUAGCCCUUUUCUGAAGAAUGGAGAGACUGUAGGAUUAAUCAUUCAUGUGGAGUCACCGGUGCUCAGAAAUCAAUUUAUAAGCAACUUGAAAAGUGAUACAGAAAGGAUUAGUUAACAAAUCUGAUACAAGCAAUACACCCAGCACUAGCGCACCUGAUAUCAAGAAAUCUUUGUUUUUCCUCCACCUGAGUUCACAUUUUGUUACAACUAUUUGAUGAGUUGCAAGAUAUUUUAUAUGAUAUCCUCAGUCUGUUCUUCUGCAUUCAACUAACAUGAAUGCUGUUUAUUUGUUUAAGGUUCUUUAUGUUUAUUAUUUCUGUUUAUAAUUGUUUAAAGUAUACUUGUUUUAAAAGGUUUUUUUGUGAACUAAUUGUUUGAUUUUAAAUUUGCAUAGUUAUUGUUUUUGUAUGAAUACAGAAUAUUUUUCUUUAACUCUGGAAUAAAAAGUAGGUAUUUUCCAUGAUGAUGGAAUUAAAAAAAAUACAUAAAUCCACAAAAAGAUUUGUGUAGGAAACAAGAAAUUUUGCAAAAUAAAAUACAGCAUCACAAUUGUUUCAGUUGGAGACAUCUUGAUGCCUUGUAAUCAAUAUUAUUUAAAAAUGCUUCACUUCGUUUGACUUGUGCCCAAAUAAAGGAUUCAGAUUUCCCUACACCCCCACAAAGUGAAUAUAUCUUGCCUUCCACAAUUUUGUACUGUCUAGAUUUCUAACAAUCUACCUGAUGAUAUGGAAUUAUGGCAAUUAUAAAGCUAAUAUAUUUGUAUGGAAUCAGAUUGCACAAGGCUUUUCUAACUUAUUAAUAAACUAUUAAAUAGUUAAACCAAAA
This is a messenger RNA of Ahaetulla prasina, 1597 nucleotides long. RefSeq names its product nanos C2HC-type zinc finger 3 (gene NANOS3). The record is from RefSeq and is a predicted model, not a curated record. NCBI's taxonomy places the organism in Eukaryota, Metazoa, Chordata, Lepidosauria, Squamata, Colubridae. Gene Ontology annotation, molecular function: mRNA binding; zinc ion binding. The transcript has 2 exons. Gene Ontology annotation, cellular component: perinuclear region of cytoplasm. Bases 140 to 727 code for a protein of 195 amino acids. Gene Ontology annotation, biological process: negative regulation of translation; oogenesis.